AUGUCGUCUUCGCCAAACAACACCGCCGGAGAUGCUGCCAACGCCAAUGGCGACGACAAGCCCCGUCUUACCGAGGAAGAGAAGAAACAGAACCACAUUGCCUCUGAGCAAAAGCGCAGACAAGCGAUUCGCGAGGGCUUCGACCGACUGACCGAGCUGGUGCCAGGUCUCGAGGGGCAGGGCCGAUCCGAGGGCCUCGUGCUCAAGAAGACGGUCGAAUACAUGCGCCAGCAGCUAGAUGAGCGCCAGUCCAUGAUUGAGCGUGUCGAGCGAACUGGCGGCGCCGUGGACCCCGAACUCAAGUCGUAA
Messenger RNA from Cordyceps militaris CM01, 309 nucleotides. Its product is annotated as protein max, putative. Bases 1 to 309 code for a protein of 102 amino acids. The transcript is spliced from 2 exons. Gene Ontology annotation, molecular function: protein dimerization activity; DNA-binding transcription factor activity, RNA polymerase II-specific; RNA polymerase II cis-regulatory region sequence-specific DNA binding. Gene Ontology annotation, biological process: regulation of transcription by RNA polymerase II. Lineage: Eukaryota; Fungi; Ascomycota; Sordariomycetes; Hypocreales; Cordycipitaceae. The record is from RefSeq and is a predicted model, not a curated record.